Pyrus x bretschneideri (Chinese white pear) is the source of this 504-nucleotide messenger RNA. Its product is annotated as B3 domain-containing protein At2g33720-like. The transcript has a single exon. NCBI's taxonomy places the organism in Eukaryota, Viridiplantae, Streptophyta, Magnoliopsida, Rosales, Rosaceae. The record is from RefSeq and is a predicted model, not a curated record. Bases 1 to 504 code for a protein of 167 amino acids. Gene Ontology annotation, molecular function: DNA binding.
AUGAAACUAGAAGAAGACCACCACCCUUCAAAAGUACGACUGUUCGGCGUCAGCCUUGGCAGUAGUUUGAAUGAUCCUUGCAGAGGACACAAACCCUCUACCGAUCUGUAUAUGUGGGAUCCAACCUGGGACUACAGCUCAAUUUGGAAAAUCAAGAAGAGGCUAGCGGCGAGUGACCUCGGAGAGCUGAGCAGGCUAUUGAUGCCAAAAGAAGCAGUGCGAAAACACGUUAUGUCUUACUUGGACGACAAGUUAGCCAAGAUGGUCGACAGUAAAGAGGGCUUACCAGUUACAGUUGUGGAUCUGGAUACGUGCAACCUGCAUGAGUUAACUUUUAAGCAUUGGAACUCUGGUGAUUUUUACGUUCUGAAUGGAGGUUGGAGACCGAAGUUUGUGGUUCGGAGAGGCUUGAAGGAAAAUGACGAAAUCGGUCUUUACCUUGACUGGGACUGGAAAACUGCCAAUUACAUCUUCAAGUUUUCUGUUUUGCAAAGAGCAAAGUAG